Molecule: messenger RNA, 2844 nt
Organism: Bemisia tabaci
Lineage: Eukaryota; Metazoa; Arthropoda; Insecta; Hemiptera; Aleyrodidae
Source: RefSeq, a predicted model, not a curated record
AGUUGGCGUGGUUGACUGCCUUAUUUUCCAUUUUUUGCGUGUUUUCCCUAUUUGCAAAUUAUCGGCGCAAUCACACGUCACUUGUAGUGUGUUUCGAAUGCAAGUGUUCUUUUUCUGUGUCAUUUGAGCUUUUAAAGUACACCCCUGUCUAAUUGUCAGUUUCACUCCGAAGAAUGCUUUGCCUGUCACAAGCCACUGAAACUGAAUUGCUCUUGCCGCUUGAUUGACAGAAAGUCUCCUGUUUAUUUAGCCGUAUUUUAUGAUGUUAAGAUUUAGAGGUAAAAAAAUCUUGAAAACUUUGAGGGAGCUUGAUGUGUUUCCGAAAGUUAAUAACACUUAUGUUAGAUCGUCGAAAAUAGGAGGUUUAAUUUCUAUCAUUGCAACAAUCAUUGUUGUAUGGUUGACAAUAGCCGAAAUUCGUUACCAUAUGCAAUCAAAAUUCAAUUACAAGUUUGUACCUGACGUAGAUUAUGAUACAAAGCUUUCAAUCAAUGUUGAUCUAACGGUUGCCAUGUCGUGUGUUAAUAUUGGAGCUGAUAUAGUUGAUUCAACAAGCCAGCCAAUGUUCAAAUUUGGAACUUUGGCCGAAGAGGACACAUGGUUUGAACUAGAUGAAGAUCAGCAACGGUAUUUUGAUAAUGUCAGACUCUAUAAUACACACCUCACAGAGUCCUAUCACAGUCUCAAAGAUCUUUUGUGGAAGUAUGGUUAUACUAAAGUUUAUAAGGGAGUUCCUCCCAGGAAAGUCAAACCCGAGAGGCCGACAGACGCUUGCAGAAUUCACGGAACCAUGAUUCUUAACAAAGUUUCUGGAAAUUUUCACAUAACAGCCGGCAAAUCCCUAUCCCUCCCGAGUGGUCAUAUCCAUAUUUCUGCCUUCAUGACUGAUAAUAAACAUAAUUUUAGUCAUAGGAUCGACAGACUAUCCUUUGGUGAAGCGAGUCCUGGAAUCAUAAAUCCUUUAGAUGGAGAUCACAAAGUCACAACACAGAGUAAUACCUUAUACCAAUACUUCAUUGAGGUCGUGCCAACGGAUGUACAAACAUUUCAGUCACGAGUUCAAACCUACCAGUAUUCUGUCAAGGAGUUGACCAGAUUGAUUGAUCACGAUGCUGGAUCUCAUGGAGUCUCAGGUAUAUUCUUCAAGUAUGAUACGAGUGCUCUAAAAGUCAUCGUGAAGGAAGAUUACGACUCCUUCUUGAGGUUUUUCAUCAGGUUAGUGGCAACCAUUGCUGGGAUCCUAAUUGUCUUUGGCAUUCUGAAAGAAGUUAUCGAGCAUUUCUUUGGUUCCUACCUCUCUGAGCCGGACCAAGCGCCUCGGCUGGACAAUGAGAAAGUAGUCAAGAUAAUUGAAGUUCCUCCACCUGUUGCAUCACUUAUUCCAGAGAGUGUUGUCUCGUAAAAUUAAAAAAAAAAAGUAACUCAAAUGUGAAUGUCUUGACAACUUUAAAUACUUCAGAUUCUGUUCUGUAUCUUAAGUCUGUCUGUGAACAUUGUCUCAUAGAAUUUUUUCCUCAUAAUUUUCCAUGCACCAGAAAAGUUUUCAGGUCUGCCAGUAGUUUAUUAUUUUUGUUGAAAAAUGAUAAGCACAUUUGUGUAUUUUUUCUCUACUGAAUUUGAAUCUCAUAAGAAUUAUUCAUUAUGUAACUGAAUUCGAAGAUUACUCCUCAUUCUGCUGUCAUUUGUAAUUUUAUCUACCUUGACAAUGUUGGAUAGAUAGUUCUCUUUUCUUCUUAUGUGCUAGUGUUGGCACAAUUUUCAAAUUUUUCACCGUCAAUAUGUAUUUCUUAACUGACUUGUUAAAGCUGAAUUAUUGGUAUUUAAAGUUGAAGAUACGAUCCUUGAAGGUUGCUUUACGUGUUGUCUCUCUUUUUUCUAAGGGGUAAGGAUGUUAGUUUUUCAUGUUAGGCUGGAGUUAAAAAAAAUUGUCUUUGUUAAUUAAGAAACUUUGCUUAGAUGUAGAUAAAGGGUUGACUGGAUAAUCGAUGAUCUUUGAUCACCAAAAGCACUGACAGCUUUUUGAUUAUCCAGCCUGAUAAAAACACAACAGCAGCAUUAACAGAUACGAUCAAUCUAUCUCGUGACUUAAUUUCAGCAUAGGGUCAUUCUUAAAUUCUAAAUUUACCUUUGUUAACUCUCUCCCGUUACCAAUUCUCUUUACUAUUUUAUAAUUUUUGGCCAGAUCUUCCCAAAAUAGUAAUCAUAUGCUAACUCAGACUGACCUCUUGCUCCCCAAUUAGCAAUUUUCUUCAAAAAAAAAAAAAAAAGAAAGAAAGAAAGAAAGGAAAAGCUUUUACUUUAUUGGAAGGAUUGGGAUAUCUAUUUGAUGAAGCAAAGUAAAAUUUUUUCAGUUAAUGGGAUACAUUUUUCACAAACCUGGAAAUUAAUACCGUCCCAUCAAAACCGCUCUAAACAGUAGGAAAAAAAGCUCUUCGAAAAUUUAAGAAUAACUGUUUAAAUUUGUUCUGCAAUGUCUUGCCAAAUGUCACUUUCUUACCCAGUAAAGCUUUAUAACAGUGGCAGAGACCGCCUUUUAGUUUAAUCAAGUCCCACCAGUAUCAUUGGCUUAGAAGAAUUUACAACAAUCCAUGCCACUGAACAUUGUCAUCAUCUCUUUUCAAGUUUGAUUUUUGUGAAAACACUUGGGAAUUUUGUUUCAAGAUCUGAAUUCAUACUGAUUCAGUAUUAAGUUUUGUCGCAAGUCGGUAAUCUUUUAAGAGUGUGCUCUAAUCUAAUUAAUUUUAAGUGAAACUGUGUAAAUUGACAUUAUGUAUUUUAAUGUACAUAUGUAUAACAGUUUGAGUCUGUGAUAAUUUAUGUUUUAAUAAAAUUUCGUUUUCUUAA